Orcinus orca (killer whale) is the source of this 10140-nucleotide messenger RNA. It is a transcript of the gene JAKMIP3, whose product is annotated as Janus kinase and microtubule interacting protein 3. Gene Ontology annotation, molecular function: kinase binding; microtubule binding. The transcript is spliced from 23 exons. NCBI's taxonomy places the organism in Eukaryota, Metazoa, Chordata, Mammalia, Artiodactyla, Delphinidae. Bases 3751 to 6603 code for a protein of 950 amino acids. The record is from RefSeq and is a predicted model, not a curated record.
GGGCCCUGGUCCAGCCCCCAUCACUCCCACUUCACACGGGGCCGCAGCACCAGGGCCUCCACCACGGGCUCACCCUGGGCACCCAUCAGAAGCACAUCCGGACGCCCGGCCCGUCCGUACGGUCGGCUGCCGUCUGUUUUCACCUGGCAGAGGGGCUCGCUGGGCCUCACGGGACGGGGCCCGCUUGCGGGCAGACGUGAGUGGGAGGAGGGCAUCCUCAGCCCUUUUACUGGAUGCUGCGGAACAACUGGUCUUAACUGUCUUUCUCACGUUUCACAGCCCCAGAGAGCACACCGCAGCUAGGGUUCCACAGCCCGUGCGUGCAUGUGAAUGUACGUGCGUCUGCGUGUGUACACACAUGUACAUGUGUGAGGACAGGUGUACGUAUGUGCAUGUGCAUGGUGUGUGUGUGAGUGUGUGUGUGUGUGUGUGUGUGUGUUGGGGCCUCUCUGGGGUGAUCGGCGGGCCUAACGGGCCUGGCGCCGAGUUCCUGGGGUUCCCACAGCCCCCCCAGCUCUCCCCAGACUUCGUGUUAGACCCCAGGGGUGGAGCCACGACGACUCUCCUCCUUGGCUUCACCUCAGACUCACCUGGACAGGAAAUGUAAAAGGAGUCCCAAGGCCCAGGCCACCCCUUGCCCCAUGACAAUAUGUCAUCGUUUUGGGGUGUGAGAUGCAGGCGCCCGUGUUUUUUAAAGCUUCCCUGGCGCUGCCAUGCGGUCAAGGAGAGACCCACUUGCCUGAAGGGUCUUUGCCCAGAAAAAGUCUUCUCUGCGUCGGAGACUGGGGGUUAAUUUCUAGGAGAGGUUCAAUGAGAACUUUGGAGUUUGGAGGAGAAGCUGUUUAUUCACAUGCAGGUUUGUGGAGCAGACAGGGUUCCACAUGGAGGAGGAAUCCUGAUGACAAACCCACCCUCCCUCCAUCGUCCCCCUCCCCCUCCCCCUCCCUCCCUCUUCCCUCCGACUCCCCUGCCCCCUCCCCUUACCAAAGUGAACUUCACUCUGAGAGGGAGAAGAGACAGGCCAGCCUGUGAACGAGGCAGCAAGGGGGAAAUGUGCUGAAAGAUAAUGAUAAAACUGGUGCUUAUUUGCAGGAGUUUAUGGUCUGCAAGGAGGUUCCUGUGCUUUUCUUACUUCCAGCCUCUGAGGAGGGUACAGUGAGGCCGAGGUUAUUACGGAGCUGCUGGGAGCUCCUAAAAAGUUCUGUGUCAUGGAGAGCCGUUUGGGCUCAGGGAUCCGGGUCAUGUUGGUCAAUCUUCAAUUUUCAGUGCUAUUUGGGGCCAUGAGCCCUUUCCCCCCUCCACCCGCUGGAGCUGCACACCUGCGCACACCUGCGCACACCUGCGCACACCCUGCGAGCCCGCCAUCGGCUGGUCUCCGUGGCCAGGGGAGAUUGUCGGUUCGGCCCAGACACUAAGGGAAGGAAUUCACCGCCCCUUAGUGGACGGAGCCUCAGAGAGGAGAGGAACAGUGAGCGCGUGGCAGAGACAAGUACCAGUGCGCUCACGGGCGCCGCCUGGCGGGGCUCCCAGGAAGCCAUCGGACUGGUCCUCGUGGUCAGUGCCUUUGCUCAGAACUGCAAGUGAGCGAGCCCAGCUGAGCACCAAUUCCAGCCCCAGAGCGUCUCCCGGGACCCUCACUCGUGUUGCUUGUUCUCCUCUCCUUCAGCUGCCAGAUCCCUUCCUCUGCAGCUUCCGGUAACCACGGUGGCCGUCGUGGAGGCAGGGGUUCCAAAGGGAGCCCAGCCGUGCUGUUGGCUCUGUCAGAGCCAAUUGCUCCGGCAGCAUCGGGGCUGCUGUGGGACGGGCAGGGAGGCAGGGAGGCUGGGAGGCCCGGAGGCCGGGAGGCCGGGAGGCCAGCCCCGUGUCGGCUCAUUUUUAGCCAGGCCUCUCGUGCAAGUCUGAUGUGGGCUGUGGCAGACACCUGUUCCACAGCAGAGUCACGGGCACUGGACCGAAGGGUAACCGCAGGCGGGCGUAGUCUCCGUUUUCACUGCACACAGCUUAGCUCAGAGUCGGGGUUAAACCCCAUCUAACCCCGAACUGUUCUGCUGAUGUCUCUCUCUCUGCUCCAAACAAAACAAAACACAAAACACGCCUCUAUGACACAUGCGACGUCAUUUUUCUUUUCUCUGCUGAUUCCCAUCCAAGAGGGUGUCCUGAAGGUGGUGUUACGUCACCCGUCGAGGGGAGAGGAGCUGGGCUCUGGAUCUCAGACGCGGGUGGUGCUUCUGACUCCACCACGUCCAGCUUCAGGACCCACUCUGCCGACCCUCUGCACCCCACCCGCUGUAGGGACGGCAGCACCGCCCGGCCUGAGCAGGUUCUGAAAUGGCACCAGUGGGCUCCCCUAGAGAGUCACCACGCCCACACGACUGAGAAAUACCCCCCGUCCAAAUCUUGCUUUUCUGGGUGUCUUGAACUCAAUUUAAACUGGACAAAAGGGAGAUUCACUUAAAUGGAAGAUGAAUAAAUAUCUGCCUGCUCGAGGCUUUCAGCAAUAGCCCAGUUCUCCAGGCAGAAACCCAAACAGCCGGGCCGGCGCUCACGGUGCCCCGUGUGCCGCUGGGGACUUGUCAGGGGCCCCGGUUAUUAGAGUUUCUGCAAGCAUUGCAGGGUCUGAGCCAUCCUGACGGAAGGCUCGGGACCUAACCCCACUGGACAAUAGGACUGCCCCUCGGGGUGCACCAGCUGAGGGAGUCAGCGUCCCAGGUCUGCCCUAAAGGCGGAAAUAACAGAGGACAAGGUGGCCACGGCCCCGGCAGGGAAGGCAGACGGCUCAGCCACAGAGAGAGAAAUAAGGCACUUUCGGGAGUGACGACUGCUGUGGAGACAGUGACACAAAGUAACGGGGUCGCUGCAGUGGGCCCGGGAGCUCCUGACCCCACGAGGCUGCAGAGGCUGCCACCCGAGACCGCGGGAGACCACUCGGGGCUGAAGCUGGGCCGGGCCGGGCAGAGCAAGCCCGGAGGGUGGCAGCAGGCGCACGUCCAGGGUCGUGGGGUCAGAGCCUACACGCCUCUGCGGGGAGAGAACAGAAAGCGCAGGGCGUGAGUCCCCACGGAGCGGGGCCGCGGCCCGUGCCUCGUUCCCCGCAAGGAUGUGCCCCGUGGGUGGCACGGGGUCUUGCAGGUAGCGCCCCCUUUCCCGGGGAUGGUGCUGCUUUUAUUCCGAAUGCACCGGCAGACGGACGGAGAAGAGGGUCACGUGGGGACCCGAGUGGCGAGCUUCGUGCUUCCUGAGCUCUCUCCGUGGAGACUGGGUGGUGGGGAAGGGCGGUAGGAGGCAGCGGGGGCCUGGGGGCCGUGGGGGGCCAGGGAGGUGACAGACACGCGGUGCACCCUGCAGGUGGUGGUGGCAGGACUCGCUGACGGGACUGGGGUGACGUGAGCCGAGGAUGACAGCCCCGCUCGAGGUGCCUGGACUGAGAACACAGACCUCUGAGGCUGGUGGGGGGGAGGGAAGCGUCCCUCUGGACACACUGAGUGUGAGGGGUCUGUAGGGGGCUGCGUUGCUCAGGGUUCUGGCAGGAAGCGGAGGCACCCUUGGUGUGUCUGGGGACGGGCGGCAGGGCUGUGCACUCAGGUGUGCCACCAGCCGGGCUCCUCCUGACUGUCUGCCCCUCGCCCCCCACGUAGGCCCGGGGCAAAUCCGGAUCGCAGCCAUUCUUUCAUUCCCUACAUAGAGUUUGAGCGCCGGCUUCAUGCCACAUGCUGUGUGGUGGGGUCAUUCAGCCAAGGUCAGAGCUUUCGGAUGGAAAUACAUCAUUCAGUAAAAAAAAACACUGAGUGUCCCCCAGAAUCUAGACAUCAGACAUCAUGUAGACAGACAGUACAGCUGCCUAGAUCGGUUUCUCCAUUUGCCAGGAGUGUCACAGAAGGUAAGCGAGACUCCCUUUAUUGGGCUGAAGGGGGAGGGGCCGAAGCCGUCUGGAGGGCAGGAGCCGCACCCGCCCUGCUCCCCACGGGCUGUGCCCAUUCCUCGGCAGACUCGUUUGAGGUCAGCCGGGUGGAAAGGGAGAAGAGCCAGGAGCUCAGGCAGCUGCGGGAGCACGAGCAACACAAGAGCGCCGUCCUGCUCACCGAGCUCAAGACGAAGCUGCAUGAGGAAAAGAUGAAGGAGCUGCAGGCCCUGCGGGAGACGCUGCUGCGGCAGCACGAGGCUGAGCUGCUGCGGGUCGCCAAGGUCAAGGACAGCGAGAACCAGCGGCUUCGGGCGCUGCUGCACGCCCUGCGUGACAGCGCCCCCGACAAGGUGCGCGCCGUGCUGCUGUCCGAGGCCAAGGAGGAGGCACGCAAGGGCUUCGAGGUGGAGAAGGUGAGGAUGCAGCAGGAGAUCUCCGAGCUCAAGGGGGCCAAGAAGCAGGUGGAGGAGGCGCUGACGAUGGUCGCCCAGGCUGACAAGGUCAAGGCCGCGGAGAUCAGGAGCGUGUACCACCUGCACCAGGAGGAGAUCUCCCGCAUCAAGAAGGAGUGCGAGCGGGAGAUCCGCCGGCUGAUGGAGGAGAUAAAAUUUAAAGACAGAGCAGUCUUCGUGCUGGAGAGAGAGUUAGGGGUCCAAGCCGGGCAUGCCCAGAGACUUCAGCUCCAGAAAGAGGCUCUAGAUGAGCAGCUGUCCCAGGUCAAAGAGACCGAUCGGCACCCGGGCAGCCCCAGACGGGAGCUUCCUCACGCAAGCGGUGCAGGAGACGCCUCAGACCGCUCGGGAAGCCCUGAACAGCAGUUGGAUGAAAAGGAUGCUCGGCGUUUCCAACUUAAGAUUGCGGAGCUGAGCGCGAUCAUCCGGAAGCUCGAGGACCGCAACGCCCUGCUGUCGGAGGAGAGGAACGAGCUGUUGAAGCGUCUAAGGGAAGCUGAAAGUCAGUACAAGCCGUUGCUCGACAGAAACAGGCGCCUGACUCGGAAAAACGAAGAUCUGUCCCACACUUUACGUCGGAUGGAGAACAAGUUAAAAUUUAUCACCCAGGAGAACAUAGAGAUGAGACAGAGAGCUGGCAUCCUAAGGAGACCCAGUUCCUUAAACGACCUGGACCAGAGCCAGGAUGAAAGAGAGGUUGACUUCCUGAAGCUGCAGAUCCUGGAGCAGCAACACCUCAUAGACGAGCUCUCCAAGACGCUGGAGACGGCCGGCUACGUGAAGAGCAUGUUAGAGCGUGAUAAGCUUUUAAGAUAUCGGAAACAAAGAAAGAAGAUGGCAAAACUCCCCAAGAAGCCGGUUGUCGUGGAGACCUUCUUUGGAUACGACGAAGAGGCUUCCCUGGAAUCUGACGGUUCUUCCAUCUCUUAUCAAACGGACAGGACAGACCAGACCCCGUGCACCCCAGACGACGACCUGGAGGAGGUACCCUCCCGCGGCAGCUUCUGGACAGGCCCAGCGGGCGGCGCAGAGGGCCUGGCCAAGGAGGAGACGGAGCUGAGGUUCCGGCAGCUGACUAUGGAGUACCAGGCCCUGCAGCGGGCCUAUGCGCUGCUACAGGAGCAGGUCGGAGGGACGCUGGACGCAGAGCGAGAAGUUAAGACCCGUGAGCAGCUACAGGCGGACGUGCAGAGGGCGCAGACGCGGAUCGAAGACCUGGAGAAGGCCCUGGCAGAGCAGGGGCAGGACACGAAGUGGAUUGAAGAGAAGCAAAUGCUGUACCGGAGAAAUCAAGAGCUCGUGGAAAAGAUUAAACACAUGGAGACGGAAGAGGCUCGGUUAAAGCAUGAGGUCCAGGACGCGAAGGACCAGAACGAGCUGCUGGAGUUCCGGAUCCUGGAGCUAGAGGAGAGGGAGAGGAAGUCGCCGGCCAUCAACUUCCACCACACCCACUUCGUGGACGGGAAGAGCCCCCUGCAGGCGUACUGCGAGGCCGAAGGCGUGAUGGACAUCCUGGUCUCGGAGCUGAUGAAGAAGCUGGACCUCCUGGGGGACAACGCCGUAAGUAAUCUGACCAAUGAGGAGCAAGUGGUUGUCAUACAAGCCAGGACAGUCCUGACCUUGGCCGAAAAGUGGCUCCAGCAGAUUGAAGAGACGGAGUCGGCCCUGCAGCGGAGGAUGGUGGACCUGGAGAGCGAGAAGGAGCUGUUCAGUAAACAGAAGGGCUACCUGGACGAGGAGCUGGACUACAGAAAGCAGUGCUUGGACCAAGCUCACAAGCACAUCCUGGAGCUGGAAGCCAUGCUGUACGACGUCCUGCAGCAGGAAGCUGGGGCCAAAGUGGCAGAAAUGCUGCCGGAGGAGGAGCACGAGAAGCUCAGGGUGGCGGUGGAGCAGUGGAAGCGCCAGGUCAUGAGCGAGCUGCGCGAGCGGGACGCCCAGAUCCUGCGGGAGCGCAUGGAGCUGCUGCAGCUGGCGCAGCAGAGAAUUAAAGAACUAGAAGAAAGAAUAGAAGCUCAGAAGAGACAAAUAAAGGAACUGGAGGAAAAGCUUUCAUUCUGUGGUCAUAGCUCUCCUGGGCACCCUGGCGUGCCCUCUGAGGAGCCAGACCCCUUUCCUGCAGUUGGACCAGAGAGCAGCAGGUGCCCCGGUGGCAGAGGGAGAUGCCGCAUCUCAUUCCUGAAGACUCAAGGGGACCUGGGCUCUGCACACCCCCUCCCGUCGAGGAAGAGGGAGAAAGGGGGUCUUUGAGCACCUCUGCGGGGGACUGUCCAUUUUGAUGAGGCAGAAUCAGAACUAGUUCUCUGACUGGGGCUCCUCUGAAGAGACCUUGUCUUGGCUGUGGACCCUGGGGUCCUUCCUCGGGACGUGGCCUCCCCAUCCUAGUUACAGGGACGCGCGAGUCCCCUGCUGCACAGGUGUGAAGAGCUGCUUCUGUGCAGGAGCCCCAAACUCCCACCUCCCUUUGUUCCCUUGAUGCCCAAAAGGUGUCUCAAAGGAAGAUUCCCAGAAACAACGCAGACACCCCGCAAAAUGACGCAAUGAAGCUGCCACCACGGUGGUGACCUUCGUUCAGGGAAAUGGGGACGGUUCAUGGAGCAUCUCAAGGACCGUUGCCCCGUGUCUUCCAGGACGGACGGGCUGUGAAGACGCCGUGACUCACUGGCUGGGGUCCUGAGCACUUACUGAGCGACACAUCCUGCCACCCUGCCUUGUUGAUGACGCGGGUCCCCGGCCCAGUUCCACUCGCGGGAACAGAACUGUGGCUGCCAUGGUGCCGCCAGCUUCCCGCCCUGAGCUGCGCCGAGGGACUGACCAAAGGGAUGACUGGGGAGCCUGGUAGUGGGAGCUGGGACCAGAGCAAUGGACCGACUGGGAAGGGGCGUGAGCUUGUCGGAGACGCAGGGGCCAGAGGACACCUCGGGCUGUGCAGCACCGUGGAGCCCCUCAGGCUGCAGGCGAGGCCAGAGCUGCCCCGUGCAGAGCUCCAGCCUGCACGCUCACCGGGCAGUGCCCAGCGAGGAUGACAGUGCCCCGGGGUUCUGCGGACGUGAGAAGGGGGCCCGAUGCCCAGGUGGCCAGCAGAGAAGAAGCAGCACGUCACUGAAGCCUAUUUGAAGCGUGAUUUCCAUUCCCGCCGAGCAUCCUGGUCCACGGCCCGGGGGAGUCUGCCCGCAUUCGGACACAGCCCGACUCACGGCUUGGAGGUGGUGCAUCUGUUGACCUCGCACCCUUGGGGGCCUAAGGUUGUGCUGUCAGUGCUGAAUUUGCAGGGGGUACGUGUGCAUGUGUGUGUGCACGCAUGAGUCUGUGUGUUUGCACACACAUGUGCUCUAUCAGAAGACAGUGCACAGGACUGGGCUCUCUGAGGCACCUAGAAGUUGACCUGCUGCGUAAUGAGAGUGCAGCCAGAUGAGAAUGUAAUGGACAACAUUGUAUAAAAGAAACAUAAACUGCAUUGCCCAACGGCUGGAGGGAGGUACGCCUAUGUUGUCUGGAAGUGUUAGGUUCACUUUAUAUUUGUGUCGGAAGAAACGUUCAACUACGGUGCAGAUGACAGUGGCAGCCAGACCAGGAUGAACUGGGAGAAAGCUUAUAGAAUCAGACAGACGUGCUUUUUUCUCUAGAGGGUGCAGGUUUUCUGCUGGGCAAUGCAUUGUUAAUCAACACUUGUCCAAGAAGGACACAUCCUUUCUAUUGUCAUUAAAGCCACAGUCACUUAGUCACUUGAACAGAAAACGAGGCCAGUUCACUGCUUCUCCAGCUGAGCUUGGAGUCAGGGUUUGUAUCUCAAGUCCGAAAUCUGGCUGAGUCCUUCCUGCAUACUUUAGUCUUGGUCUAAUGACGGCCUCGUCUUGGCACAUUUGUCGUACUCAGAACCAAACAGCAGACAAUAGUCUUGUGUUAACAAAAGCCGCCGUGGAGCUAUGGAUGAGCUCCCAGAUUGAAGCCUGAUGGACUGUAGGAUGGAAGCAUGCAGAAGCACCCCGCAGCUCCAAGCACUCCCUGUGGGCCUGCCCGCCCCAUGUGUACCUGUGCGGGGACAGCAGCUGUGCAGGUUGGCCAUUUCGGAUCCCAGAAUGUGCGUGUGAAACGCAGAUUCACACCCCUCGAGUUUAUUUGGGUCAUCAUGAUUUUGUGUGUCGUACAUAUGUCUGGAGUUCUUCGUAUGCAACCCCACACCCCGGACACUCUUAAGCACAGCUUUGUAAUUUUUAAAAGAAGGCAAAGUCUACAGGAAAGAGAAGCAUGUAAAUAUGUACCAGUGCUUAUGAAGUUGUUAUUGUUUGUAUGUAGAAAGGAUGUGCACUGGAAAGGGAAAGUGGCUCAGUGAAUGUUUUAAAUAAUACUUCACGUACCAAAUUGCAUUUGGUACAUUCAGGAAAGCACACAUUCAGUUGCAAUGCCAAUUCUUCUCUUCAGAUAUUGUUCUUAUUCAUGUAUCAUAGGCACCUUCUUUUCAUCUGAUUACAAAAUCCAGCAUUUCAGGAUUGGGCUUUUGCAAAACAAAAACGAAGAAGAAGGGCUUCCCUGGUGGUGCAGUGGUUGAGAGUCCGCCUGCCGAUGUGGGGGACGCCGGUUUGUGCCCCGGUCCGGGAGGAUCCCACAUGCCACGGAGCGGCUGGGCCCGUGAGCCAUGGCCACUGAGCCUGCGCGUCCACAGCCUGUGCUCCACAACGGGAGAGGCCACAGCAGUGAGAGGCCCACGUACCAAAAAAAAAAAAAAAAAAGAAGAAGAAGAAGAGAGAGAGAGAAAGGGGCAAACAUGAGCCUUUGUCACUGAUUCCUCCUGGUCCAAUGAGCAUCUGAAGAAUUCAAGUAUUUCAUGAUAACAUGCGCUUUCUAAAUUCUAGAGUGUACCUUGUUGCAAAGCCAGUGGGCUGGACUGAAUUCCCUGCGAGUAUCGGGACUCUCUUACCGCUAGCUCUUCAAACAGGGGACGCAUGUGUGUAAGUGUGCCACUCCCUAAUGCAGCAAGAGGAAGGACCCUGAAAGGCUGAAGCACAGAAGUGUUUACUGUGUAACCGGGAUGUGGACACGUAUACAGCGUAACGGUUAUCGCCAUAAUCACUGUGUGCACAAUACCCAGAAAAACACAAAUGUUUUCAUUUGUCUAAACUACAAAUCCAUGUAAAUUUCAGCUUUCCUUGUUGACACGGAUGUGUGUACCUGCUUCCAUGGUCUAGAGCUCCAGUCACUGAAGGACCAUGGCUCUUCCUUAAAGGGCUCUGCCCUCGAGGAACCUGCAGCCUUCAGGAUGCCCCGAGUGCCUUACAGGGCUGUGAACACCAACUCUGGCAGUCAGGAAGGAGGGUGUGCCGGGAGUGGGUUUGGAGGCGCUGUGACAUUAAUCUACACUGACCGUUACUGCAUCGUUGACCUUAAGAUGGAUUGUGUGUUUUAACACAGUAAUGGAUUUAUGUCUAGGCUCAGGAAAAUCAAGGUGUAAAUUAUGUAUCAAGUCAUAUAUUUGUUUACUGUAUAUUUUUAAAAAGCUUUAUUGUAAAUUUAUGCAGAAAUGAAUGAGGACUUGUUUUCUCACAGCAAUGCGCCAGGCAGUAUUCGUGUUCCCUGAAGCAGUUCCUUAAUAACCACACUCUACACACCGGAUAACUCUGUUCAGUGCUAAACAGUAUUCAGAGGCCUAAAAUAGGUUUGUAUGGUGAUCAGCUACAAAAUUUUACACAUAUUUUUGUAUUGUGAUUCCUAUGAUAUAUACCAGAGAAUUUUUACUCAUUUGUAAAUUAUUGUACAGUUUUUAAUAAAAGGUUGUUUGAAGUCUUAGAA